Molecule: messenger RNA, 744 nt
Organism: Cornus florida
Lineage: Eukaryota; Viridiplantae; Streptophyta; Magnoliopsida; Cornales; Cornaceae
Product: F-box/kelch-repeat protein At3g18720-like
Exons: 1
Coding region: 1-744 (247 amino acids)
Source: RefSeq, a predicted model, not a curated record
AUGUUAUCUCGUGAGAACUCCUCUCUCUUCUUUUUCAAUCCCCUCUCUCGUCAAAAGAUUGAACUCCCUUAUCGCAACUCUAUCUUCAAUGCUGUCACCUUCUCUGCCCCUCCAACUGAUCCAAAUUGCACCAUCUAUGCCUUUGUCAUGCCCACUUUCAAUGGCAAACUCUAUGUCGACACUUUUUGUGUCAGUCAAGAAAAUAAGAAGUGGAUUCGUCAUGCCUUCAAACCUAGUUCGGGCGAAUGUGACAGCACUCUGGUCGGAGCAAUUUGCUGCAAUGGAGUUGUCUACUGCGUGGACUCGUUUGGAAAAAUCAGUAUAUUUGAUGCUCAAGAGAGCAGUUGGACCCGUCUUGCUUUCGCGAAAGACAAGGGUUUUGGGAGGGUUUGUAACCCAUACUUGGCUGAAUUCAAUGGAGACAUUUACGCUGGAAAGUUAGGGGCUCACGGGGUUCUUGACAAAGUUUAUAAACUGAAGGUUGAUGAUGGGGUGACUGAGUGGAUGGAGCUUAGAGAUUUGGAUGAUGUCAAUUUGUUCUUGGGGCCGUACGGGUCGUGUGCUAUGUCUUCAAAGGAGAAGAAGAUUUUUGUUUCCGUAUCAGACUGUGUUUUAUAUAAUUUCGACGGUGAUGGUGAACUCAAGAAGGAUACGAGGUUUGAUAUCGCAAACUCUAGCUGGUCGGAUGUGCCAAUUUGGAUUGAAGACUGGAGUGAAACUGUGAAUACUUUUCUUAAUGAUUGA